UCUGCAGUGAAAAGUGAUGGCAAGAUGAGCCGGGACGUUUCCAUCCACAACUGGCCUGGCUCCUAUUAUUUAAACACCGAGAAGCGGUGGGAGAGUGGAACCCUGUCCCUCACCAGGACCAUGGUGCGCUUUGUCUCAAGCCAGAGCAAGGAGUGUCUCGCCAGCUUCCGUCUGUCCUGUAUCGUAGAGAUCAAGAUGGAGUCGUCCAGUUUCAUCUUCAGCACCCUCACUGUGCUCGAGCAGGGUAACGUGAAGCACUGGUUCGGUUCCCUCAAGCCCAACCGGGUGGUGGUUUAUAAUGUGUUGGAGCAUUUCUGGAGAGAGCGCCUUCUGUCUCCCACCUCAGAGGCGAGAGGGGCUGAGUGUCAGCCUUCUAAGGGGAGAGAGCUGAUCAGCCUGGUGGCAGGAGCCCAGAGAAGACUAGAAGACACAGGCAGGGUCCUCAGCCACCAGGGAGAGCAGUUUGACAACAUGAUGCAGGGACUGGAGACGAUAGACUCGGAUCUAGGCGUGGCUGAUAAGCUUCUGUCAGCUCUUGAGUCUCCGUCCUGGUGGCCUUUUGGCAAACUCCCCUGGAAGGUUCAGCAAGAGGUCAAGGCCGAAGACGCAGCCAAGGCUGCUGCUACCCUCUCAGCAGGCAAGAGCUCCAGUAGAAAUAAGGUGAUCACAAGCAUUCCAGUGGUGGUGUCCAAAGGUGGGGACUCAGACUUGAGGCCUGGAUGUUUGCUGGUGCUGGUAUCCUCACUGGAGGUGCGAGACACAAACUGCCAACUCCUUCACCGGUUUGAACGGAACGAAAUCGACGAAAUCAGGGCGCACAGUCCCUAUGAGAUCACGGUUAGACAGCGAUUCAUCGGGAAACCAGAUAUAUGCUACAAGUUUCUGUCUGCAAAGAUGCCCGAGGCAAUAUCCGUGUUGGAAAUGCAAUACAAGAAGAAGAUGGAGUUUACAAGCGAAUACACGGCUUUCAAAGCAACUCCGCUUUCAUCUCCUUGUGACAAAGAAGGAACAAACUGGAAUGAGGGUUCGCUGCGGAUGGGCCAAGAGCCUGAGCUCCCACUGGAGGUCCCAGCAGGAGAGCUUUCCCAGUUGCAGGUGCAAGUCCUCCAGCCGUCCGUCAGUCAGGCUGAGGCCCAGGAACUCAAGCAGAUGCUGUUACAGUUAAAGCAUCUUGCGCUGGAGGCGGAGUCAGAGCUGGAGCGGCAAGAUGAAGUUCUGGACGUUCUGACGAACUCGGCGGACCGAACCACCAUGCAGAUAGGAAAGCACACAAACCGUAUGAAAAGACUGCUGUAAUCCUGACACUAGAGGAGAUGCAUGUCACUCUGUGCUUCUUCAUCAUGGGACUUGUGCAGGCUCAUGAAGGACUUUUCCAUUUAGAUUGUUUUUUUAGCUUCUUAAAAAAAGGGUGCGACACCUGUAUGUCUUGAACUGUAGCCAUUGUCAGCAUUGCAUUUGUUUGGUACGGGCAAAACAACCGUUUAGAAGGUUAUACGCAUGCACACCUAACUUCAUUCAGACGCAUUGCUAUAGAGGAGGAUAAUCGGGGAGGAUAAAAUAAGCACUCCAGAAUGUUAAAAGUAAC
Nematolebias whitei (Rio pearlfish) is the source of this 1585-nucleotide messenger RNA. It is a transcript of the gene snap47, whose product is annotated as synaptosome associated protein 47. Gene Ontology annotation, molecular function: syntaxin binding; SNAP receptor activity. Gene Ontology annotation, cellular component: plasma membrane; SNARE complex. The transcript is spliced from 5 exons. The record is from RefSeq and is a predicted model, not a curated record. Bases 25 to 1296 code for a protein of 423 amino acids. Gene Ontology annotation, biological process: synaptic vesicle fusion to presynaptic active zone membrane; synaptic vesicle priming; exocytosis. Lineage: Eukaryota; Metazoa; Chordata; Actinopteri; Cyprinodontiformes; Rivulidae.